Molecule: messenger RNA, 1362 nt
Organism: Aethalodelphis obliquidens (Pacific white-sided dolphin)
Lineage: Eukaryota; Metazoa; Chordata; Mammalia; Artiodactyla; Delphinidae
Gene: CISD1
Product: CDGSH iron sulfur domain 1
Exons: 3
Coding region: 706-1041 (111 amino acids)
Biological process (GO): regulation of autophagy
Cellular component (GO): intracellular membrane-bounded organelle; mitochondrial outer membrane
Molecular function (GO): 2 iron, 2 sulfur cluster binding
Source: RefSeq, a predicted model, not a curated record
AAUAAUAAAUAAAAAUUUAAAAAUUCAGGGCAAAUCUACACAAGGUGUGUAGUUUAAAGUAUAUUUCAAUGAAGCCAAAGGUUUGAAGCUAUCAAAUGACUUAUUAACUUUUCUCAGUCAUACAGUAUCUGGGAAGGGCAUAAAGUUAAUGUUUAUUUUAUAUAGCAGGGAGGAAUAGAACUGUUGUGUGGGCAGGAAAACAAACUAAAUUUUUUCAUAGAGAAAAAUAACUGUGGUUGAAAAUAGAAUCCAAGGAACAUGCUAAUUAGGAACACUUGAUGAAAACUAAAUUAUUAAAUAAGCUAGAAGAGAAGACCGAGAUAAAAGGAACUAAGUGUGAGAGUGGUUGUUCCUUUCCAUUAGAGUUUUGUAAGAAUGAACUCCAAUUUUAUGUAAGGAACUAUUAGGUUCAAUGAUUAAUCACAUUAGUACAAUAAGAAAUUUGACUCAGUAGUGCAAGUAAGCCAUACAGUUAAUUAUUCAUUAUAUGUUUUUAUUUGGUCUUGGAAUGUGUUUUUUGUACUUGUCUCUCUAGGGCUUUAUUUGAUAGUCUGGGAACUUAUUUCAAACACUGUGAAGAUCUGACUUAGGAAAUGCUGGGACGCAGUCCAGUGUGUUUAUCCUGACCCCUGUUCAACUUCUUCCUGCAGUCCACUCCAUGCUGGGAAUAGACAACUCUCCUCUGAGACUGAGGCUAACCAGACUAUGCAGAACUCUCUCCUCUCCAGAAUUCUCUGGAACUGGGUUGAAUGGAUUGCAGCGGUUACCAUUGCUGCUGGGACAGCUGCAGUUGGUUAUCUAGCUUACAAAAGAUUUUAUGUCAAAGAUCAUCGCAACAAAUCUAUGGUAAACCCUCACAUCCAGAAAGACAACCCCAAGGUAGUACAUGCUUUUGACAUGGAGGAUUUGGGAGAUAAAGCUGUGUACUGCCGUUGUUGGAGGUCCAAGAAGUUCCCACUCUGUGAUGGCUCUCACACAAAACACAAUGAAGAAACUGGAGACAACGUGGGACCUCUGAUCAUUAAGAAAAAAGACACUUAAAUGGACACUUCUGAUGCUGCAGACCAACUUGUCAUGAUGUUUCCUGAUCAUUUAAUUAGAAUGAGUACCACUUGUGUCUAAUUCACCUCCCCUGGGUUCUAGAUGUGGUAUAUUGCAAACUACAGCUUUCAUAUUCACGGCAUUUGCCUUACUUGUUGAACCAUCGUGGUGCACAUUUGUUGAAACAAAAAAAAAGGAAAAUCCAGUCUCAUGGACUGUGGGUUACUUUGGUCUUGUAAGGAUCCGUUUCUUUACAUUUAAAUAUGACAUUACAAUAUAGUUGUAUGGCGAAGUUAACGUAUUAAAUUAUUCUCAAAAUCA